AUGUCUAAUAACAACGAAGCCGAAAAUGAUCACUCUGUUAAAGAACUCGCUCGUCUUGACAGCUUUGUAAACGCUUCUCCAGGUAGUGAAUACACAAUCGAUCAAAAGGAGCAAGAGCUUUGUCGACAAAACGUGAAUGGUCAAAGUGAGUGUAUUAAAUUGAAUCUAGAAUAUACCCAAAUGUUUUCAGAAAUGCAAAAUCUUGGAUUCUUCUGUGCUCUGCCUAUGGAUCCAAAAAAGAUCCACAUGGAGUGCCGAAGAGUGUGA
This is a messenger RNA of Rhizopus microsporus ATCC 52813, 267 nucleotides long. RefSeq lists its product as uncharacterized. The record is from RefSeq and is a predicted model, not a curated record. The transcript has 2 exons. The coding region runs from base 1 to 267 and encodes 88 amino acids. Lineage: Eukaryota; Fungi; Mucoromycota; Mucoromycetes; Mucorales; Rhizopodaceae.